AUGAAAGGAGGCAGCCUCUCGUUUCUCUUUGUUCUUCUCAUCUCCACCAUGACAUCCGUCUUCUGCUUCCGAGACGGAAUGUUACCAAACGGCGGUUUCGAGCGAGGUCCAAAACCAUCGGACAUGAAAGGAACACGAGUAAUAAACAAGAACGCUAUUCCAAACUGGGAGCUCUCUGGCUUCAUCGAAUACAUCAAGUCGGGUCAAAAACAAGGAGACAUGCUCCUCGUGGUCCCUGCCGGAAAAUUCGCAGUCCGGCUAGGCAACGAGGCAUCUAUCAAACAAAGACUUAACGUGACAAAAGGAAUGUACUACUCUCUCACGUUCAGUGCCGCAAGGACUUGUGCUCAAGACGAACGGCUCAACAUAUCCGUGGCACCUGACUCUGGCGUUAUUCCUAUUCAGACGCUGUACAGUAGCAACGGGUGGGACCUAUACGCGUGGGCGUUUCGGGCCGUGAGUGACGUGGCAGAGAUCGUGAUUCAUAAUCCUGGUGAAGAGGAACAUCCUGCUUGUGGACCACUUAUUGAUGGUGUUGCUAUCAAGGCUCUAUACCCUCCGAGACCUACCAAUAAGAAUAUAUUAAAAAAUGGAGGAUUUGAAGAAGGUCCCUAUAUAAUCCCAAACGCAACAACCGGCGUUCUGAUUCCUCCCUUCAUCGAAGAUAAGAACUCUCCUUUACCCGCUUGGAUAAUAGAAUCCCUCAAAGCCGUCAAAUACGUUGACGUGGAACACUUCUCUGUCCCACAAGGCCGUCGAGCCGUGGAGCUGGUCGCGGGGAAAGAAAGCGCAAUCGCUCAGGUGGCUCGAACCAUCGUAGGGAAGAGUUACGUGCUUUCUUUUGCGGUUGGAGACGCCAACAACGCGUGCAAAGGCUCGAUGAUAGUCGAGGCGUUUGCGGGAAGAGAUACCUUGAAGGUUGCUUAUGAGUCGAAAGGGAAAGGAGGUUUCAAACGUGCUUCUUUGAAAUUCGUGGCGGUUUCGAACCGCACUAGGGUUAUGUUUUACAGUACGUUUUACGCGAUGAGAAGUGAUGAUUUCUCGUCGCUGUGUGGUCCUGUGAUCGACGAUGUUAAGCUACUUGGCGUUCGUACACCCUGA
Molecule: messenger RNA, 1101 nt
Organism: Eruca vesicaria subsp. sativa (arugula)
Lineage: Eukaryota; Viridiplantae; Streptophyta; Magnoliopsida; Brassicales; Brassicaceae
Source: the annotation of a GenBank genome assembly